Adineta ricciae is the source of this 1182-nucleotide messenger RNA. The record is from the annotation of a GenBank genome assembly. Lineage: Eukaryota; Metazoa; Rotifera; Eurotatoria; Adinetida; Adinetidae.
AUGCCAAAAUUUACCAUAAAUUUUGUACAAAUUAUUUGCUGGAGCACAAUUAUUCUAUCAAAUCUGUGUGAUGCUGAUAAUUUAGUGGAACUAACUCAAAAACGAGUGCACAUCAGUUCACAAGACGGAUCUAUAACCAGCGUUGUCGGAAUAUUAGUAGGUCACAAUUCGAAGACAGAACGUCCAACAGGAUGUAUGGUUAUCAUAUGCAAUGCAACAUGUGUUGGAGGUGUCGAUGUUCGGGGAUCGGCUCCGGGUACACGUGAAACAGAUCUGCUCGACCCAAUUAAUUUAGUUAAUAUUGUCAAUGCAAUUGUUUUGUCCGGUGGUAGUGCAUUCGGAUUGGAUGCAGCAUCGGGUGUAGUUCGUUGUCUCGCCGAAAAGAAGAUUGGAUUUCAAACACCAGCUCGACCAGUUCCAAUUGUCCCAGCUGCUGUAUUAUAUGAUUUAGAUGUUGGUAACGAUUCAUUCGUCGUUCCUGAUGCUGAUUCUGGCUAUGAGGCGUGUAUGGCAGCCGAUAAUUCUCGUGUAACAGAAGGAAAUAUUGGAGCAGGUAGUGGUGCUAGCAUUGGAAAAUUGUUCGGCAUGAAAUAUGCUAUGAAAACAGGACUCGGCAGCACUGCAUUAACCGUUCGUAAUUUAGCCACACAUGCUACGGUUACAGUUGGUGCUCUUGUUGUCGUCAAUGCAGUAGGAGAUGUUUACAAAAAUGGUACUUUAAUAGCUGGUGCUCGAACUUCUGAUGGCAAACAUUUAUUGAAUACAGUCAAUUAUUUACUCCGCUUCAAUUCUUCCGUUGACAAUACUUUUUCUGUUGGAAUGGCCACGACAAUAGCCUGUAUAGCAACAGAUGCCUAUCUAACCAAAGCUCAAGCAAAAAAAGUUUCGCAAAUGGCUCAUGAUGGAUAUGCUCGAGCGAUCAAUCCUAUCCAUACGAUGUUCGAUGGCGACGUCAUUUUCACUCUGGCGACCGGAACUUCGCCAGUUUCGGAUGUUAAUCUCGUUGGUUUGAUGGCUGCGGAAGCUAUCGAACGAGCAAUUAUUCGAGCUGUUGAACAAGCAAAAAGUCUUCCAGGUCUUCCUAGUGUGCACGAACUCAGCUCAUCAGAGAAGUUCAACACCUAUUCGAUUAUAGUUACAACAAAAAUUCGCUCUAGAUCAAAUGAAGCUGUAUACAAAUGA